GCGAUUUACGGCCCUCCAGAGACUGACGACUCCAAAGCCCAAUUCAGCUCCACCAAUGUUGAUUUGUUGGAAUCCGAUGGCGUCUCGCAAUCAUCUCAGAGCAGACUUUCAGAAAAGCAUGGAGUAGUCACCCGUGUCAUAGAGCUCGACGAUGUCUCCUUCGUCGAAGGAAACCCAUCCGAAAUGGACAACUCCCCGUAUCCAGAAGUGAGGGCUGCGGUGACCACAGAUAUCGAUGUAAAUGUUCACCUCAAUCACUGGCGAAGCUGGUUUUUGACAACGGUUUUCGUGAUUGUUUUCAGCGGUGUCAAUCAGUUCUUUUCCUUGCACUAUCCUACCAUCAGCAUCGAUUAUGUCGUGGCCCAGGUUAUCUCGUUUCCUAUCGGUAAAGCGCUUGAAAAGUUGCCCGAUAUCCGGUUUCCGAGGGCGCCGUUUUUCAACUUGAAUCCUGGCCCAUUCACACCCCAGGAGCAUGCGCUUUUGACCAUUGUGGUUUCCUUGACCGCCUCCACCUCGUACGCGAUGAACAUCUUGAUCGCGCAAACCAACUUUUACGACCAGGACUUAAAUAUUGGGUACCAGAUCUUGCUUGUUUUGAGUACGCAGCUUUUGGGUUACGGGGCCGCGGGCUUGACCAGACGGUGGAUAGUAUACCCGGCCUCGAUGACCUGGCCACAGUCUUUGAUUACCUGCACGGUGUUCAACACCUUGUCCAAGUCCCUGUUGGGAGAUAAUCUCCAAGUUAGCCGGUUCAAUAUUUCACGUUACAGGAUGUUUGCUAUUGUGGGCACCAGUUCCUUUGUCUGGUACUGGUUCCCAGGCUUUAUUUUCAAGGCAUUGUCUUACUUCAACUGGGUGUGUUGGAUUGCUCCAAAGAACAUCGUGGUAAACCAAAUCUUCGGGACCUCGUCUGGCUUGGGUAUCAUCCCAAUCACCUUCGACUGGACCCAGAUCACCCAGGCUUUGGGUGUGUCGCCUCUCGCCACGCCAUUUUGGGUUGCUGCAAACACUUACGGUUCCGUGUUCCUCUUCUUUGUGAUUGUGUUACCUUGCUUGUACUACACCAACACCUGGGAUGCAAAGUAUAUGCCAAUGAUGAGCACCACCACUUACGACAACACGGCAAGCAAGUACAAUGUUACCAAGGUCUUGGACAAGGAUUUGGUGUUGAACAAGGCGGCAUACAAAGCGUACUCACCUUUGAUGGUUCCGUACUCCUACCUCUUGUCGUACGCCUUGAACUUUGCGGCUGUGUUAUCCAUUUUCACCCACACGUACUUGUACCACGGCAAAGACAUCAUGGGUAAAUUGAGAAACUCCCAACACGGGGGGGAAGACAUCCAUAAGAGGCUCAUGAACCGUUUCAACGAAGUUCCGGACUGGUGGUACGGCCUUCUCUGGGUCAUCUCGGUAGGGUUGUCCUUCGCUGCUGUCUGUGGUUAUCCAGGUCACACCCAAUUGCCUUGGUGGGGUCUUGUUGUAUCCUUGGGUAUUACCUUUGUGGGCUUUAUUCCGCAGGGCUUGUUGGAGGGGAUUACCAACCAACAUGUUGGGUUGAAUAUUGUUACCGAGUUGGUUGCUGGUUAUAUCUGGCCCGGUAAGCCGAUUGCCAAUAUGAUGGUGAAAUUAUACGGCUUCAUCCCGAUGAGACAAGGCUUGAAUUUCUCUCGUGACUUGAAGUUGGGCCAGUACAUGAAAGUCCCUCCUCGCACGAUGUUUUUCAUGCAAAUUUGGGGCACCAUCUGGGCCUGUCUUGUUAACGUUGGUGUUCAGCAGUGGAUGCGUUUCCAUGUCAAGGGCAUUUGCUCUUCAAGCCAAUCGGACGGGUUUACCUGCGCUCAGGGUAGAACAAUCUUCAAUGCUUCCAUUAUUUGGGGUGCGGUGGGGCCUAAGGAGUUGUUCUCUCUGGGCAAGAGAUAUAACGCCAUCAUGUACUUCUUCCUCAUCGGAGCUAUUUUCCCAAUUUUCACCUGGUUACUCUGGAGACGGAACCCUACUAAGUGGUACGGGAAGAUCAAUGGACCGGUGUUUUUCACUGGCUCGGGGAACAUCCCCCCAUCCACUCUUUACAAUUACUCGUUGUACUUUGUGACGUGCUAUGUGUUCAAUUCCUACAUUAAGGACAACUUCAAGAAGUUCCACACAAAGUACAAUAACGUUAUUAGUGCCGGGUUUGAUGCUGGUGUCGCGUUGUCGAUUAUCAUCAUUUUCCUCUGCGUUGUAUACCCAGGAGGGAAGUUAAACUGGUGGGGUAAUACCGUUUACCAAAAAACCUUGGAUUAUGAGUAUGCCCCAUUCUAUACUUUGAAGAAGGGCCAGACGUUUGGUCCAAAAGAAUGGUAG
Babjeviella inositovora NRRL Y-12698 is the source of this 2343-nucleotide messenger RNA. RefSeq lists its product as uncharacterized. Lineage: Eukaryota; Fungi; Ascomycota; Pichiomycetes; Serinales. The record is from RefSeq and is a predicted model, not a curated record. The transcript has a single exon. Gene Ontology annotation, molecular function: oligopeptide transmembrane transporter activity. Gene Ontology annotation, biological process: transmembrane transport. Bases 184 to 2343 code for a protein of 719 amino acids.